This is a messenger RNA of Gymnodraco acuticeps, 1604 nucleotides long. It is a transcript of the gene lta4h, whose product is annotated as leukotriene A4 hydrolase. The annotation marks the transcript as partial. NCBI's taxonomy places the organism in Eukaryota, Metazoa, Chordata, Actinopteri, Perciformes, Bathydraconidae. Gene Ontology annotation, molecular function: zinc ion binding; metallopeptidase activity; epoxide hydrolase activity. Gene Ontology annotation, biological process: leukotriene biosynthetic process; peptide catabolic process; proteolysis. Gene Ontology annotation, cellular component: nucleus; cytosol. The transcript has 12 exons. The record is from RefSeq and is a predicted model, not a curated record.
ACGGAGGCCAUGCUGCAGGCGGCCGAGGCUCUCGCUGGGCCGUAUGUUUGGGGUCCGUACGACAUCCUAGUUCUGCCUCCAUCGUUCCCCUACGGAGGAAUGGAGAACCCCUGCCUCACUUUCGCCACCCCCACCCUGCUGGCGGGAGACAAGUCUCUGUCCAACGUGAUUGCUCAUGAGAUCUCCCACAGCUGGACAGGGAACCUGGUGACCAACAAGACCUGGGAACACUUCUGGCUGAACGAGGGCCACACGGUCUACCUGGAGAGGAUGAUAGGUCGGUCGAUGGAGGGAGAACCCUUCAGACAGUUCAAAGCUGCUGGAGGCUGGAAGGAGCUGCAGGACUCGGUGAACACCUUUGGAGCUAACAACCCCCUCACUAACCUGGUCCCCAGUCUUCAGGACGUGGACCCGGACGACGCCUUCUCCUCCGUCCCGUACGAGAAGGGCUUCGCUCUGCUGUAUCACCUGGAGGAGCUGCUGGGGGGCCCAGAGGUGUUCAUGGGCUUCGUGAAGUCGUACAUCCAGAUGUUUGCGUACGGCAGCGCCACCACCGACGAGUGGAAGAACUACCUGUUCACCUACUUCAAGGACAAGGUGGACGUCCUGAACCAGGUGGACUGGGACGCCUGGAUGUUCACCCCGGGGAUGCCUCCAGUCAAACCUCAGUACGACACCACGCUGGCCGACGCCUGCAUCGCCCUGAGCCAGAGGUGGAUCAAGGCCACAGAGCAGGACCUGAGCAGCUUCAAGGUGUCGGACAUGAAGCCGCUGUCGUCUCAUCAGGUCAUCGAGUUCCUGUCUCUGCUGCUUCAGGAGGCGGCGCUGCCUCUGACUCACGUGAAGAAGAUGCAGGAAGUUUACGAUCUGAACGCGAGCAAGAACGCUGAGAUCCGCUUCAGGUGGCUGCGUCUCUGCGUGCGCUCGCGGUGGGAGGAGGCUGUUCCCAUGGCGAUGAAGAUGGCAACGGAUCAGGGCCGGAUGAAGUUCACCCGCCCGCUCUUCAGAGAGGUCUUUACCUUCGACAAGUAUCGUGACGAGGCGGUCCGGAUGUUCCAGUCUCACCGCGGCGCGAUGCACCCCGUCACCGCCGGACUCGUGGCCAAAGACCUGAAGAUCCAAGCCAGCAGCAGCAGCUUGUAAAGCGAGCAGAUAUUUCAAUACUUCAAGUCGGUUUCCUGCAGAAAUGUCUUUAAAUGCUUUCAUCAGAAAUGUUGAUGCUUUUUUCUUUUAUAUCAUAAAUUCUUUAGGGGUGUCGGGAUAAAUAUCGGUAGCUCCGAUAACGAAGUGAAAUAUAGACUUAAAGUCACACGUUUAUCUUCCAAAUAAUAAAGAGAGUAUUGCAGGAAUCAGGACGCUUCAGAUUUCAGAGCUUCUUCAGAAACCCAACGUUAAGCAAGAAGACGUUAAGAAAGAAGACGUUAAGAAAGAAGACGUUAAGCAAGAAGACGUUAAGAAAGAAGACGUUAAGAAAGAAGACGUUAAGAAAGAAGACGUUAAGAAAGAAGAUGUUAAGCAACUGCGGUUAUUGCAGAUGGUUUUACCGACACUCCUGAUGUUUCCUGUUUAAAAACACAAGAAGAAAUAAAAAUGUCUUCAGUGAA